Messenger RNA from Brassica napus (rape), 3858 nucleotides. RefSeq lists its product as uncharacterized. The transcript has 2 exons. The coding region runs from base 866 to 2008 and encodes 380 amino acids. The record is from RefSeq and is a predicted model, not a curated record. Lineage: Eukaryota; Viridiplantae; Streptophyta; Magnoliopsida; Brassicales; Brassicaceae.
CUAUAAAAUAGAGUUUAGAAAUAAAAAAAAUCUCCAAUUCAAUUUUUUUCUACUCUAUAAUAAAAUGAAAUAUAGAUUUACUCUAUUUGUAGAAUAAUUUAUUUAUUUUUGUUUAUCAUUAUAUUUUCCACUCUAAAAUAUAAAAUCAUUGGAAUAGAAUUUAACUAUAUUAUAAAGUUAUUUUAUUUUAGAAUGAAAAGUAUUAGAGUGAACAUGGUCUAAGGGGGACAUGAUCACGCGUAAGGAAGCUUGAAAAGAACCCUAAAGGCAAUAUUUUGUUUUGUUUUGCGUGUACCGUUGGAUCAGUACGACGAAGGAUCAGUAUGGACGUCUUCUUCUUAGUCAUUCUUGUCUUUGUUUGAUCAGUAUAGGUGAGUUUAUGUAGAGAACUUUGUAUAAUGUUUUUGCUUUGGAUUUAUGCAUGGGAAAAAUACGAAAAAUUAUUCUAGAAACAUUUUUCACUGUUAUCAUAUAAAUAUGUAUUAAGAUAUGAUUAUAUGAAGAAUAUUGACAUUUGACUUUUUGUAAUAAAAUAAAUUAACUAAAAGCAUAGUUUCACAUUUUAAUAGUACCAACAUCAACUACACGCUUGUCCCUAACAUACCGGACGAUAACCUACAAAGAAUGUGCAUCGGUCAAACAUGUUUUUACAUUAUUCAUUAAAUAAACAGGCUACAAUGUAUGUAACUUGAAGCUCUCAACAUAUUUGUAAAACCUCUGUAUAAAUAAACCAUAAAGUCAAAACCUUUGAAAAGUCUUUAUACGAAAGCUUGUACAACUAGCUUACCUCUCAAUCCAUGGUGCAAUUAUAUAAAAGCGAGAUCUCAACUCCUGGAUUUGACACCUGGUAGAUUCUGAAUUGAAGAUGUAUGUUACAAGACGUCUUUCUGAGUACCAGAGGAAUCCGUUGGAGUUGGAACAGCGGCCACCAGAAGGUCCAAACUCUGGAGUACUUGUGAUUCAAGACGAAGAGUCAAGACCCCUCUCUUGCUUUGGGUUGUGCUAUGGUCAAGAUCUAAAAGGCUUGCCGUUCCCACAGAACGCAAAGCUGACGGUGAGCUAUAGUGACGGAGAUGACUCAUAUCAUGACCCGGUCUUGUUCAUCCCGGUUCUCGAUCAGCCCUUAUCUUCAAACUGUUAUUAUGUCAUUAUAAGACGUGGGAAGCAUUCAGGAGAAGCAUCGGAAAGUGCCAAAGAGGAAGACAGAGUCCCAUGCUGCUUUUGUUUCAACUAUGUCCCUGAAGCUAAGCCACGACAAGCAGAUCCUUAUGACAUAUACCAACAAUUCGCUAUCCAUCAACGAAAGUCUUAUUAUUACUCUGCAACAUCCGUUGCUCCUGACGGGGUGCCACCCUGGUUCCUUAAAAGAAAAAACUGGAGGGUUGGGUACUCAACUUCCCAGGACUUCGGUCUAAUAGAUGAUGCAAAGGGAAUUAACACUAUGCGUCGUUCAAAGCUUCCUGGUGAUUUUAAUACAAGCGUUGUGGUAGGGAAAUGGUAUGUUCCUUUCAUAUUUGUGAAAGAAAGAGACGCAAAGGCUCAGAUAAAGAGAUCAACCUAUUACAGCAUGACUCUUAGACAAAGUUGGGAAGAGGUUUACUCAUGUUGGAAGGUUAAUUACAACGAACAAGACAGAGAGGUUGUAGUUGAUGUUGAAGUAGAAUCAGAAUUGGUGAAGCUUGAAGGGCAAGUGAUUGGAAAAGAAACCAGAGGUGUGGAUGAAAAUGGGGUUGUGUGGUUCGAGAUUGCAGGAAAGAAGAUAGGUUUAAGAUCAAUGGUCGUGGAGAGGAUGAAAUGGGAAGAGGAGAGAUUUGGAUGGUCGAAGGAAACUGAUGACAUAAAGUCUAGGAUUAAGAGAUCAGAGAUAUUUGACGGCAAUGCAAUGCUUUGGCAGAGUUAUAAAUGUUAUGUAUUGGUAGAGAGCUUUGAAUUGAAGAGAAUGGAUGGGAGUUUGGUGUUGACAUUUGAGUUUAGACAUGUUGAUAAGUUAAAGAGCAAGUGGGAUUGAGUUCAAUUCAUUUAUGUUUUCAUUGUGUGUCAUGUGUGCAACUGUUGAUUUAAUAUCUUGGUGAAGAAGGUUCAUGCAUGUUUUUGUAAUAAUAUAAACUUAAGGUCAUGUUUCAUGUAAUAUCAAUUUUUAUGAAUCUAAAUUUGGUUGCUAAUUUUCUAUGUUGGGUUUGGUAAUUAAUCUUUUAUCAACUAAAUGUAAUUGGUAUUUUUUUUUGUUAAUUAGCUACCCAUUUGGUUAGACCAAAUUGUGUUGAGACAACACUGUCUUUCAAGGAACACUUCUAUUUGACUCUGACUCAUCUAUGUGGGAGAAAAUAAAGCAUAUGGUCUUAGCAUUUUUCGCUAGUUGGUAUGUCCGACCAUUCUCACUCCGGUGAAUAUGAUACAGGUUCAAGGUCUCGAAGUUAUCCUAUAGACAUCGGAAAGUAUCAAUCUUUGAAGCAAAAUUUGGCCAUUCCAUCGGGCUCGUGAUUAUAUCUACUAGGUCUGAGCAGUUCGACUCGAAGCGGAUGGAUAAAAUUCUCAUGUCUCUCAUACAUGAGACUGCCCAAAGUAAUCUUUCUAUUUCAACGUGUAAAACCGAAAUUCUUCUGUUGAACACACGUAGUCCGGAUGAUUCAAUAUCCAUAUGAUCUUUAAAAUUCCACCCUAGACCACUAACAUUGUCAUUACUGAUUUAUGAGGCUUCGAUUUAGCAAACUGGGAUUCAAGGUAUCCAAUGGGGUACUUCAGCAACUGUAGUGUGAGGAUCAUCAUGAUUCUUGUCCACUGCCUUUUUUUUUAUUAAUCUUUUUCUAACUUUCUGCUUCAAAGGAACCUAGUUGGAGAUAGUUUAAAUUGUGGAGAUGACUUUGUUGUUAAAGAGUUUGUCAUUUCUCACUUUCUUACCAAUAUAUCUAUGGGAAAAUGUCGAAUUAUGGUUUGACUGGAGCCACCUCGUGUAGUUGAUAUUUUGGAACUCGAAAGUGGAUAAACGCAAAACUAAGGUUUUUGAGCAAUGUGAUUUAAAUCGGUCAAAAAGCCGAUCGAUAUAAUAAAAAUAUGUAAUGUAGCGAUCCUAAUAUUCAGCUUAACCAAAAUGUUGUUUCUGUUGAAUUUCAAAUGAAUAAAAUACUAACAAUUCGCUGAUUAUAAAAACGAUAUGAUGUGACAUAAGAACUGACUGGAAAAAAACUUCAAUAAAAUGUUUAUUUUAUAAGACCUUUUUUUUUGUAAAUCCUAUAUUUUAUAAGACUUCGAAAAAGUCUUUAGACAAACUUCUCUAAGUCUUUAUUUUCUGUUAAAUGUUUUUUUUUAUUAUCCUACUCUAUAUUAUAUAUAGACCCAAACCACAACACUGAAUUCCUACAUAAAACAUUUACAAGUUAAAAACAAAAAAUGUAUGUUACGAGGACUUUGUCGGACUACCGAACAAACAGGAAGGCUCCGGAAGGUCGAAACUCCGGCGUACUUAUAAUCCAAGAUAAAGAGUCAAAGCCAACAUGUUGCCUCGGAUCUUGCUACGCGCCUGGGCUCAAAGGCUUACCGUUUCCACAGAACGUGAAGCUGACUGUGAAAUACAACAUCACAGUUAAUAGCGUGACCACUACUUAUCGUGAUCCGGUCGCUUUCAUCCCCGUUCUUGAUCUAAUGUUACGUUCUAACUGCUACUACGCCAUUAAACGAAGCGGGAAACACUCAGGGUAUGGCUUAGAGUCAGAAAAAGUCAACUUUCUUAAUUGUUUUAAUCAUGUGACUAUUACAAGGAUAUAACAGACAAACCCCUAAUUUUCAUAGCGAAAUAUUAAGAAAAUUUUAUCGGAUUAGCAUAGUGGCUAAAACGCUUGGACUAUCGAAUACUCCCAUCUC